UGCCCACAGCUCUCUCUAGAUACCCCGACGAAGACGAGGCAGUGCCUGGUGGCUUUGCCUACGGGUUGCAUGCUGUCGCCUCCUCUCGCGCCCCAAGUCACUUAGAGAGAGAGAGAGAGAGAGAGAGAGAGAGAGAGAGGGAGAGAGAGACAGACAGACAGAGAAAGAGGGAGAGGGAAAGAGAGUAGAGGCGACAGCGGUGGAACAGGAACUCGCACCUUAGUAUAGAUUAUAUAGAUAUAAGUUUUUGGUGUUGUCGGACAAUAAGGUAUCAGGCUUUCUGCUUCCUCUUCUUUUUUUCUUUUCUUCCUCCUUCAUCUUCAUCUCCUUCUUUCGCUCUACUGCCGUACCUCUUCAAACAAGUCCGCCAAGCGAAGUUCGCUCGUUCGCCAAUAUUGUGAUUCCGUUCAGUGUCUGGAAAAGAUGAAGUGGUUUUCAGUUUACACGUGAGAGUGAGGACUCGAGGGAACCGUGGAGACAAAGGGAUGAAGUAAACGAAAAGGAAAAUAUAACACAUUUACCGACACAGAGAGAGGAAAUACGUCAAGAACAUUCCCUUUCCAAAAAGACGGUCAGUUGGAUCGGCAUCUUGGCUGGGAGACACAGCACCUACAACUUCAGAAGCAUUGCAACAAACUUCAGAAGCAUCCAGGAGUCUUAGAGAGAGAUAGAGAGAAGUUCUCCGGAGAACAUGCAAGGAUAACUUCUUGUUCUGAGAUAUUGAUAUCAUGGAAUAAGUAACUGCUACUUUCACCAUGGGAGAGGACACUAAAUAUUGUGGACAUUGCAAGCGGGAGGUGUCGUCGAUAAACUUCACGAUCCACACCGUCCAUUGCCAGCGCAACAUAGCCAUAUGUUCCAUGUGCAAUGAGCCCGUGCCUCGCUCUCACUACCAACAGCACAUCGAGACCAGCCACAAGACCAUUCCCUGUCCGAAAUGCUCGCAGAAGAUCGAGCCGCUCAAAAUAUUCACUCACGAGAAAGAGCACUGCCCAAGAAGAAUGGUGACAUGUGAGCACUGCGAGCUGGAGAUCACGGCCGCCGAACACGAGAAGCACAAGGAGUACUGUGAAGCUCGCACUGAGCGCUGCAAGGGAUGCACCAAAUACGUCCAAGUUCGUUACCUCCAGUUUCAUUACGAGACGGAUCACAAGUACUUAAAGCCGGAAGAUAAAGCAAGAGCCGAUGAGAAUUCUGACGACGAGGGCUCUGAAUGUCCAAUCUGCCUUGGACCCGUGACCCUUCCGCUCGCCCUUGACUGCGGCCAUGUCUUUUGCAUGGUCUGCGUCAAGGGCAUCGCCAACACAACUAAAAACUGCGCCAUCUGCAGAAGAGAUAUCACACGUGACAUGUUGAUGGAUAUCAGAUUCUGCAGAGAAGAAGAUAUUAUCAAGAAUUACGUCAACAAACCCAGGGAAAAGAAGACGGUGCGAAGCCACAGUGUACCUAGCCGGGGCACUGGGCCAGGGGGUAGAAGACUUGUCCACCACACUACUGAGGAUUAUGAUGAGAUGGUGUCAGCACUAAUGUCCAGCCGCACCACCUCUCCAUCCUACAGAUACCAACGCCCGACCAACACCCACACUCCUCCGUCCUAUACUCCUUACUCCUCCACAACUUCCUCUACCUCAGACUCCUGCAAGGAUUCCUGCAAGGACUCUUGCAAAGAUUCGACCGAGUCUUGCAAGGAUUCCUUUCAGGAUGAUGACUGCUGCUGCUCUUCCAGCCGCUCUACAUCCUCCGGUUCCCAAACAGCCACUACUAACAGCAUUUCCAACGCUGCUUCAAGCAGUAGCACGAGCUCAACUUCAACUACUACUACCACGACUACUUCCACCCAAAGAGCAUCUAGAGACUCUUUGUCUAGGACUGCCAUUUCUUCUUCGCCUUAUUCUGCUCCCGCUAUUAGGUCCAGCUCUGCUUCACGAGCAUUAACAUCUUAUUCCUCUAGGUCUAACGCUGCUACUACCAGCAGGACCUCUACAUCAUCAACUUCAACCCCUACUGUCACAUCCACGAGCUCUUCGAGUGCUUCUACUGCUUCAACAUCAUCUGCCACGUCAACUUCCACUUCCUAUUCAUCUAGUGCUUCCUCUAAUAAGACCUCUUGCACCUCUUCCACAGCCUCAGUAUCCUCUUCCACCACGACCUCUUCGUAUUCCUCUUCCUACUCUAAUGGUGCUCGACCAAGAAGACCAACAACACUUGCCUUGGAGACAAAUGCUGUUCUGGCCACUCUUGCAGCUCAGACUUCUAGUACACACUCCCGACUGAGCGGGAGCCGUAGUGCUGAGCCUCCAGUCAAUGCAACACAAGAGCAAUAUGAUCGAUGGUUAGCUUUUCAACUUGCUAAAGCUGAUGAUGAUCUCCCUCCUUCAGAAUUCAACAGGAAGCAUAAACCAACUUUCCGUCGAUCCUUCUCUAUGCCAGAAAGACCUGAGAAUGUAUCAGAAAGCAGCAGUGGCAGUGAUUCUGACUCAGAUAGUCCAUCAUCAAGAGGGAGCUCUCGUCGGCCUCCUGCUUCACCACGAAAUGCAACUACUACAUCUUCAUCUGCCUCCUCGUCAAGUAGGAGCACUCCCAUUAGCAAAUCUUCUAGCGAUUCCAAUGCCUCCUCAAGUAGUGGUACUGGAAGUAGCGGAAGUGCUUUAAGUACAGGAGCAAGGCCAAAGAGUUCUGGACUUAGGAAGCGAGUCUCAUUCAAAGAAGAUGCUCCACCUAUCCGACGCGAAGCUCCAGUUUUACUCCCCUGUGAAUUUUGUGAUGAGAUGUUCCCAGAGCGAGAUCUUAUGCGACACCAAACAAGCUGUGAACAAAAUGAGACACAGUUGCCUAGGGCUUCUCGCUUAGCCCAACUGGCAGCUGUUAACAACAGUUCUACAUCCUCAGUUAAUUUAGUAUCAUCAACAUCAACAUCAAAUACCAGUGUGAGAGUAACCUCUGUCAGUGCCUCAACUGUGACAACUCAAUCAACGACUACACAAAGUGCAACUGGCCAUGCAUCUCCCCCACCAAGAAGACGUCAGGGAAGAAUGCCUACCCCAGUGUGCACACCCCCUCGGAAAGCUACAGUGUCCAGUACCUCUUCAGCAACAGAAUCACCAUCUGUUCCAGCAAGAAAAAGCCCUGCUCCUAUUCCUAGGAGGAAUACCGCUCAGAACAGAAAUCAGGAGCUUCGAACUUCCAGCCCUCCACCAAGUUGUCCUUCAUCAACUAGUCCACCACCCAUGAGUCCUCCUCCAACCACCACAAUCACGAUAGUGGAUCAGCCACCUACAGUUGUGGUAUCUCCUAGCUUAAGCUCUGGUAGCAAUCGGCCGUUUAGUGUUAGUCCAGCUUCAAGCACUUCUACAAACAGCAGUUCUGCCAGCAGUGGUUCGCUUAGCAGUAGCUCCACCACACCUUCAACAAGCAGUUCUGCAUCUCCAGUACCCGUUAACAUGCCACAUCCAGACAUUGCACCUCCAGAUACUCCAACAACAGAUGUCGAGCUUGAGUAUGAUGAAGAUAUACCUUUCAGCCGACCUCGUAAAGGUCGCCUCUUGUCUUCAGCUAUUUUCUCGUGGCGUAGUAUAUCUGGAAGUGCAGCCACCAGACGUGGAGGUUAUGCUCGCUCUAACACAGCUCCUCUUGAGGACACAAAUACUGAUGACUCACCCCAGCCUUUACAACCUGUAACAACAAGUAAAUCAGCCACACAGCUGCCUUCACAACACAGUCCUGACACAGAAUCAUCAUCCCCAUAUCCCAUGAUUUCAAGGUCUCCUUCGCCAUCAAAAAGACACCUAAAACAAAUCUCACACUCUCAAAAUGAAACUGUAACAGAACCACAGGUAAAAGAUAUGUCUCCUCCACCAACGAACACCUCAGCACAAGAGCAUUCUGAGACAGUUUUUAUAAAAAAUCCAAACAAAUACAAAGCUCCUCCACCACCACCACAGCUGCCUUCACAAAGCUCUUCACUGCCACCUAUAAAAUCAGGUAUUCCUUUACAUAGUCAUAGCACAUCAACUACUUCAUCACCACCAACAGUUACAAAUGCGAAUGAGAAGAACCAGCUAAAUACCUCGUCAACGAAAGAAAAUGUCACCCAAAAUGAUGGUGCCAAGAGCCAGUCACAAGACAAAAAUGGAUUCAUCAGGUUCGACAGCAAGCCUAUGAUGAACAGCUUUGCACCGAGAGAAGCUGAGCUCCGUAUCAACUGCGAGUUCUGCAAACAAGUAUUCACACCAGAGAAAUUUCGAUCCCAUCAGACUGUGUGUGAGGCUGCACUACGGCCAGUUUCUAGAAGAGCUGCAACGCCAGUGGAUCAGCCCCCGCCACAGAAAAGCAAGAGCCCCAUCCCAGCUAAACAUAAUAAAGGACCUGCACCCGCACCACCUCCACCUCAAGCCCCAGCUGAAUCCACUCCAGCAGAGUGCCCAGCCAAAGACCCUGUCAAUAAACGCUUAGAGAGAUCCCACUCUGUCAAGGACGAACGUUCUACCUACCGAGUGACUCGGCGUCUGGAAAGAGCCUCCAGCAUCAAGGAGUCGAGAACCACAAGCAGCUACAUUGACAAAAGCAGCUUCAGCAGAUGGGGAUCGAGAGACUGCGUCUACAGCAAUGGCAUAGACUCUCCAACAUCUUACUCGUCUACAGGAUGGAGUGGAAGCACAAGUAACCUCUUUGGAGGCUGGGCAGGCAGUGGAAGUCAUGCCUGGUCUUCUCACCUCAGUAUGGUUCGAGAUGACUUGAGACACAGAGCUGCUACUUCGUCUAUCAACGCUCUUUCACAAGAUAAUGGGGGUGACUCAGAUAAUGGAGGGGAAAAUGAAGUAGAAACAGAGGGGAAUGGUAGAGAUAGGAGUAGAUCCAGAUACAACAGCUGCAACUCCCUCUUGGUUGAAGUGCGAGCUGCGCUCAACAAGACCACACCCGGCCACUUCGCUGUCGACUCUGGCGGAGCGAGAUAUCGUGAGCGAAGCAGCAGCCGAACCAGACCUGCCUCCAUGUAUAGCAUGAGCAGUGGAGGUUGGGGAUCUAUGUUUGAUCUCAGUUCCCCAUCCCGCACCUUCAACAUCUCAGAUGCAUUCUCCACAGCAUCCCUGGCAUCGAAGAGGCGGUACAUCCGAUAGAUGUCUUAACCCAACUGCCGAGCAUGUGGCCAACAAUUUUAAGUUUCCUCCGAAGAAGUCACCAAAGAAGUACAGAGCACCUCAACCUCCGAAAAAGCCUACUUGACCUCGCCUUGACCCGUAGGCUUGUGGAAGACGAUGUAAAUACUUUCGCUUCAACCGCUGUCCUAUCACUAUGAAGGACAGUCGUAGUAUUGUGUGUGGCAAUUAUGGAUUGAUACGAAAUGCCUAUGGGCACGUUUUGACCGACAAGAUGAUAUGAUAUGAUGCUGAUCUACGACCUGAGAGAUUUCUGACGCGCCAAGCGUCUGUACCUACGUAGAGAUCACUGUAGAUUACUGUAGAUGGACCAGUAAUCAUGAUACAAAUGUGACUAUUAACCUCGAGCAAUGACGUAAACAAGAUUACCUAUAUUGACUUAUCGACUCACAAAUGAAGAGAAGUACUUGAAUGGAAAAAGGUUGUGACAACUUCUUCUGACACCACUGCUUUUUUGAAAAUACUGAUAGGUUUAGCAAGGAGCAAUGGAGGGUCCUUUUCGAUCUGAAACCUUGGUGUUUCAUUCUUGUUUCUAAUGAAAGUAUGACUUCAAACGUAACUUUUAUAGGAUCUUCUCAGAAAGUUCCAUUAUCAACAAGAAUCUGAUGUGAAUGUCCUCCAUCUCUGAAUGAUGAAUGAUUUUACAUAAAAGAGGUAGUGUGGAUUAUGACUUAGAAACUACAUACAAUGGUGUUUUGAACCUAUAGUUUAAAUGCCUUUUUGUGUAGUAAUAUAUAGAAUCUGAUUCCUACUUUCAAUAAGUGGGAAAAAACUGUUUCCCCAUAUACCUGCCAAGUCCCUUCAAAAGAAAAAUAUCCCCAGACAUAAAUUCCUUGAACAAGUGUGGAGAUGCAUAUGUCUGGAAAGUGUUGCUUUUAUAAUUUAAAAAAAGAGGAAGAGAGGAAGUGACUUUUCCCUUCCUCUCCUUCCUCAAUGCUCAUCUGUGUGUAUCCUGCACCUUUCGUUUGAAUGACAAAGAUGUGACCCGUAAGUCAAAGACAUACCUCACAUCCCGUUUCCACCACUGCCACUAAGUCUUUUCACUGCCAAUCAUAAUCAUUUUGCUCUGUUGCUCGUGUUGAGGUUUGAUUACCCUCUCCCCUCACCCCAUCACCACACCUUUUUAUACUGCAGUUUUGUUACCCCUGCAAUCAGCAGCAAGCUUGGGCAUAUGUGCCCCACGUAGUGUUUUGCCUAAAGUUAAGAGAUGAAAUCCUUCCGUGUUAUACUGGAUGCACCUUUGGCUCAACUGGGUCACAAACGUUGAAGGCUAUAUUUCAUGGCAGCCCAAGAGUGACUUCAAAGCGAGCUUUAGUUUCGUAAAUUUAGGACACUGUGGAAUAAUAUGCCAUGCUUAUCUUAGUCCAUAUCUUUGGGAAUGAUUAUUACAAGAUGCUCUUUUAUCCUAAACACAGAUGGUCCCCUUGAAAGACUACGCUGCCAGUGUAUUCUUGAUAAGGGGUACUCAUCUGAUCCUACACAUACAAUGCUACGCAGAAUUAUCCUCAAUGGAUAAUGUUACUAGCUAAAACUAUUUCUUUAUCCCACUUCAUAAGAGAAAAUGCUGAAAAAAAUGACUUACGGUGAAAUCCUCAUACAGGAUGCACUGACAGAAUGCGAAGAGGCGCGUAUCAUUAAACGUGUCAAAUUAUUUAUAAAAUAAUUUAACGCUUUUAGGAUCAUGAGAACAGAUUACAAAGUAUCUCAUCUAUUAGUAAAUGCAUUUUGAAAUGAGGGUUUUAACUAAAAGUGACAGGAAAUCCUAUUCUGUAGCCCUACUGAACUACUGCAUGCUAAGUGACCGAUACUUCACCGAGACUAGGAAAUGAUAUUUAGAAUACUGUGACUGUCAAAAUACUAAGCUGUUUACCGUAUGGCGUUUACCAAUGGAGUAAUGAUACGUGUUACUAGUAAAGCUUGCUAACACAACUCCAAAUACCAACUUCUGACAUUUUACACAUGAAUUUAGUGUUCAAUACUUCUUCAUUAGACAAUAUCAACACGACUUUACAGCCAUCUGGAGAUUGCUAUAAGCCCGAUGCAAGAACCGUGAAUAGAUAGAUCGUGAAUUACUUUAACAAUAAUGAUAAUGAGGUUAUUUUCCCCACAACUGCAUUAUUUCGAUAAUGCAAGCUCUUUCGUUUUUCUUUCUUUCACAAUGAGUGACUAUUUUCAAACACUGCCAGUGUUCCUCGUGGCAACUUCGUAAUGGUGGCUCGUCUUUUUUUUUUUUGUACAUAACUAUAUCAUGUGUAUAUGUAUAUAUAUAAAAUGAAAGAUAAACAUUAUGUUUGAAUUACAGUUACCUCAGGUACUGUUAAUUUAAAAGAGCAUUCCAUAUGUAACGACGGAGCAGGUUCGCUAAAUUUCAGUCGAAUUGGACGUCAAGUUUUUUGUCAAGGUCUGAGGAAAUUCCACGUGAAGGACAUUUGAUGGUCUACUGAUUGAUUGAAAUAUUAAUCUAAAGUAUUUCGAAUUUCAGCCAAGAACUGCCUUCGAACUUACACCUGGAAUGAGUUGUAUAUUCUUUUUGUGAUUCUUUUUUUCCAAGUCGAUGAGGAAGACUUUUUCCCCUUGUUACGUGUGAAUUGCUGUAAUACACUAACUGUACAGGUUCUCUAUUUCGAGAGGAAAUCCAAAAUACUUGGGUCUUGGAGGGUACUUUAGAUUAAAAUCUGACCCAAAGAUUUAUCAAAUGAUAGCUCUUUUACCCCCUUCGAUUUCAAGAGUGCGUCAGUGAUGUUCAGAUGUUUUCUGAGUUCAAGAAUUGGGAAACCUAAACAAGAAACAUGUUUUGAAACAAUGAAUAAGUUUUUAUCAUAGUGUUCAGCUAAUGGCUUGAGUAUCUGUUUGAUUUUUAGGUAUUUAUUGAAUGGUAAGGGUAUCAGAAGUCGAAAUAAAAUUGAUAAACGGUAUAUCAACCAAACCUUCGCGCACUUGCUUGGAAAACGGCUCGAACGAAACUGCUCCUGCAUAUCUGAGUCCAGUUUCAUCUGCUGCAAACGUUUCUUUUGAAAUCUAAGCUGUCUGUAGUCGUCUAUACCAGGAAAUCGUUGGGGAAAAAAAGAGCUCUGGGGCGUAGGAGAAGAAGAGAGGGAAAAUGCAAGUCCUUUAUCAAACGUGUGAAAUUGGGAUGCGUCAGCCGAGUGAACGCAGGGCAUCUCAGAGGAGUGAGGACCUCCCUCAUUUGUUGUGGUCCUUACGAAUCCUGUGUUAUUUUGUGGCUCACUCGUUAAUGUAAUUACUGAAAAAAAUAUGUUUGUGAAUGACUUUUUUUAUAUAGGAAUUUCUACUGUGAUAAAUAUAUAGAUGAGCUGACA
Messenger RNA from Macrobrachium nipponense, 8476 nucleotides. RefSeq lists its product as uncharacterized. NCBI's taxonomy places the organism in Eukaryota, Metazoa, Arthropoda, Malacostraca, Decapoda, Palaemonidae. The record is from RefSeq and is a predicted model, not a curated record. Bases 756 to 5117 code for a protein of 1453 amino acids. Gene Ontology annotation, cellular component: mitochondrion. The transcript has 17 exons. Gene Ontology annotation, molecular function: zinc ion binding.